AUGCCUCAAAACGAAUAUAUUGAACAGCAUAUCAAGCAACAUGGUAAAAGAUUGGACCAUGAAGAAAGACAAAGAAAGAAGCAGGCUAGAGAAGGUCACAGAGUGGCUAAGGAUGCACAGAACUUGACGGGUUGGAGAGCUAAGCAAUUCAACAAGAAGCGUUACGCUGAAAAGGUUGCAAUGAAGAAGAAGAUUAAGGCACAUCAAGAAUCUAAGCUCAAUGGACCCUCCACUCCUAAGCAAGAUGAUGGAGAGGCCCUCCCAACUUAUCUUUUGGACCGUCAAACUAAUAACACUGCCAAGGCCAUCUCCUCUUCCAUCAAGCAAAAGAGAUUGGAAAAGGCUGACAAGUUUUCAGUUCCAAUUCCUAAGGUUAGAGGUGUUUCUGAAGAAGAGAUGUUCAAGGUUAUCAAGACUGGUAAGAAAAACCAUAAAUCUUGGAAGAGAAUGAUCACAAAGCAUACAUUUGUCGGUGAAGGCUUCACUCGUAGACCUGUGAAAAUGGAAAGAAUCAUUAGACCAGCGGCAUUAAGACAAAAGAAGGCCAAUGUGACCCACCCAGAAUUAGGAGUCACUGUUUUCUUACCAAUCUUGGGUGUUAAGAAGAACCCUCAAUCACCAAUGUACACUCAACUAGGUGUUUUGACCAAGGGUACCAUUAUUGAAGUUAACGUCAGCGAGUUGGGAUUGGUCACUGCUGGUGGUAAGGUUGUCUGGGGUAAGUACGCCCAAAUUACCAAUGAACCAGAUAGAGAUGGAUGUGUGAAUGCUGUUUUGUUAGUUUAA
Messenger RNA from Dujonia railenensis, 786 nucleotides. The record is from the annotation of a GenBank genome assembly. NCBI's taxonomy places the organism in Eukaryota, Fungi, Ascomycota, Pichiomycetes, Serinales, Debaryomycetaceae.